Molecule: messenger RNA, 4535 nt
Organism: Eurytemora carolleeae
Lineage: Eukaryota; Metazoa; Arthropoda; Copepoda; Calanoida; Temoridae
Product: mucin-5AC
Exons: 28
Coding region: 467-3541 (1024 amino acids)
Source: RefSeq, a predicted model, not a curated record
UAAUAAGUUAUUCUAUGUUUUUAGAACGAAUUCUUAAUAUUGAGUUCCCAUCUCGAAUAAGUGUGGCCAGGGAGGAAUUAAAGAUUGAUUGUUGGAUCUGCUAUUGUUAUAAUUUAGAGGGAAGUAUUCCAUCUAUACUCUGUAAAACAGAGAGGUGCUCUGCAUGUUUUCAUCAGUCCUGUAUUUAUGAAUGGUUAAAAGCUCUGCCAGAAACUAGAACGACUCUGGAGACUGCCUUCGGUUCCUGUCCGUACUGUAAAUCCCCUAUUUCGGUUCACAUACCAAAAUGACGCAGAUUGACUAAGCUCAAUUGACCGUUGCUUAAGAAGAAAAAUCAAUAACUCAAGUUGUUGCUUUACAAAUAUUUAUUUAAACUCUGAGGUUUAAUGAAAAUGUAUAUUUAAUAAUGAUUCUAAAAUUCUAAAAUUAAAAUGUAUCAUUAUUUUUAAAAUACUAUUUCAGAAAAAUGGACAGUACGAUAGCACUGCUUGAGGAUACUGUGUGUGAGGUGCCUAGUACCCCCGACCUAGUUGACUCGGUGGCCCAGGAUGAUUCGGAGGAUGAAGUAUUUUUUGGAACAAUUUCUGAGAAGGAGAUGCUGGGACAUGGUUCAAAGUAUAAUAAGAGAAGAACUAUAAGUGACACAGAAAGAAGAAGAUCAUAUGAAGUUUUAAAAUCAAAACCUCAGUUUUCCUCUCUUGGUUCCCUGGGUAGCAAUUCUUCCAAUAGAUCAUCUCUCUACACUGCAGAACAUUCUAUAGUAGAGGAGGACGAAGACAAUGAUGAAGAGGAUGAAGAGGAGGGGGUUGAUCUAAUCAAUACUUCACAGCAUACAGAAAAGGAGAAUCUCAAUCCUGGAGAGUUUGUGACUGGAAGAAACUUCAGACGGUCUGGUAGAUCUCCACUUUGUUCUUUACCCUCUGCUUCUAAACUAGAUCAAGUCUACGUUAAUCGUAAAGAGAGUAAUGAGGGAGAAAUAGAAUUCCAUAGUAAACCUAUGAAUACAACCCCUGCUCCAUCAUGUUCUACCACCGAGAGACCUGCUCCAACAUGUUCUACCACCGAGAGACCUGCUCCAACAUGUUCUACCACCGAGAGACCUGCUUCAACAUGUUCUACCACCGAGAGACCUGCUCCAACAUGUUCUACCACUGAUAGCUUUGCUUUGGGAAGCAUUGCUACCGCGCCUGGGUUCUCGACUAAUAACUUUGUACUUGGAAGCAUUGGUUCACUAGUUGGAGAUUGUAUGUAUUCAGCUGGAAGCACAGAUCGUCAUCCGAUCCCUGGAGAAUAUGAUCAACAUAUUUCAAGUGAUCUUUCUCAGCUAACCAUAGGAGAUGACAGUGUGUUUACCCGUGUUAGUAUGGAUACAGGAGAUACAACUACUACCAGCUCCUUCACACUUGGAUAUAUAGGAUCUGUAUCUGAACCUUCUGAAGCUGAUUCUCCUCUUCAUAAAUCUAAUCUAACUGUUGAACCAGCUGAUCUGGAAAACACAAUCCAUUCUGAUUCAGUUUCUGAUUCUAUCAAAGAAACUACUACUGAACCUAAGGAAGAUAUUGAACUACUCCCUGUUCAGAAUUUAGAGGAAGGGGUUGUAAUGGAUCAAGAUGAUUCAAAGCCUAGUAAAACAGUAACACCUGAAGCUCCAACCAUUAUACUGGUUACGCCAUCACUUUCAGAAGAUCCUGAGUUUAAGAUGGGAUCAGGAAAUCACUCGAAAGAGUCACAGGAACAUGUUGAUGAUCCUGAAGUUCAAUCUGGAAGUCCAAAAAGGGAUUCCUCUCUGGAUAUUACAGUUGACCCUGCUUGGUUGGAAGAUACUGAAGUUGAGAAGAUAAUGUUUGAUAUGCUGGGACCAGAAUAUGAUGAGAUUGUUGAGAAAAUGACAAAGAAAGAACUGUGUGACUUGAAAUACAAGAUCGACAAUCUGACCAACGACGAGAGACGAGAAAUCGACAAACGACUACAGCAGAUGAUCGACGAAGAAGAGAACAGUUUGUGUAGUCGCCGAGCAUCAUCAAUGUAUGGUCGAAAGUUCUCCCUGGGAGGAUUGAACUCACCCCGACAUUCCUCGCUGUCAGGUCUGAUGUCUCCGUGUCAGCUGUCAGUUGUCAGCAAUCUAUCCCGUCAACAGCUGUCCGUUGGCAGCACUAUAUCUCCUUUCUCACUUAGCUCGGAAACAUCUGUCAACUCGAGUACUGUAUCUCCGACAUGUUCUAUCAAUAAACCCUCGAUGGAACAAGACACCAGCAAGAUGACCGAGUAUAAUUUGGUAAAUCCGGUCGAAAUACGGUUUACCGAAUCUACAGCUUCAGCUCGUUCGGAUCAAACUGGAGACCUUAACGCUGGUAAAUCCGGCGCUCUCUCAAGGCCGGUCAAAUCCGAUUUCUCUUCUGAUAAUGAUUAUAUUACCGCAGAAUCUGAUUAUCCAGGGGAUGAAUCAGAAACUGAGAAACGAAGCACUGAUUAUUACGAGACAUCCACCAACGAUCCUACUGAUAACGAAACAGAGACUGAUGAGCCGGCUGAAACUGAAACGUCUGGGAACUACAGCGCCUGCACAGACACAACGACAGAACCGGUUUUCCGUCCCAGCAGAGUUAGCGUUGUACCUGUUCAUGAUACAGAUACAUCAUUAUAUACAGAUUCAGAUUACCAAACUUAUUCAGAAUCAGAAAUCAUUCAAAGGGAAGAAGGUCUGCCUAACUACCUGAUGCCAACCUACUCAAGUAUUCAGAAAUGUUCCCCACAGAAACCGUGUAGAUCUCCUCUUAAACCCUGGAUACCCCCCUCCCCUCAGAAGAUGUUUACGAACCCCUCUGUAUCUCCUAGCAUGAAACCUGUCAGUCGUCUUCUAUUUAAACCUGAGUUGACCCCCAGCAAGGGUUUAAGACUGAGUCCUGGCCGACAAGGGACUCCUGGAUUUAGUACUCCUUCAAGCAAAUACAAUCCAGUGUUCAAGACUCCCCAAAGCAGCGCAAAAUCAAGAAUUCCGCAUCUUAAAGGAGGAUUGGGAGGACCUAUUGCUAGUCCUAUUGGAGAAUAUAUCAGGAAUAAUCCUGUUCCUCAUUUAGUUCAGAAUGUGAGGGCUAAGGAUGUGAAGGCUGAUCUUGAAUCCACUCUCAUGGAACCUGCUCAGAAACAACAGGAGAACAAGUUCCCCAGCCUUCCCUGUGCCACCUAUACGGCAGCUAAACUUGCACAGGAUACUGAGUAUGACAUGACCGGGAAAGAUUAUGAAAUUCACAAAGCCUACGGACAAGAGCAAACUUUAGUGAAGAUAACCCGACAUAUAGAGAGAGCUCGUGUUCCCCUGGGUUUAUCCUGGGAUAAUGAUCAGCUGGUUAACCUAGACAGCUGUAAUAGUUCACCUAGCCUCGUCAGAGGGAAGCUUCCGGUCAAAUCCCUCCUCAAGAGAACACAGAGGAACUCUGGUUUGUUUGAUGAGUCUAUGCUUGAUGUGUCCCUGCACCAAACUGAAGUUAUCAGGAAGAUCACUGGCAAGGGGAAACAAAAACAGAAGCAGAAAAAGAAGUAAAGAAGUAGAAGAAGAAGAAUAUAUAUUCUGUUUUAAUGGGUGACUGUAGAGUUUGGACUUAAUUUUACUUGAUCCUCAUUUAAAUAGUUACAUGUCUGAUUUUCUACGGUACUACUAAAUCUUCUCAGCUUCAUUGAGGAAGAUAUUUUCGUUUUUCUUUGUCAAAUUGUGUCGAAUUUUGACAUUGAGAAACUUCAAAUUAAGAAUAAUCAAUUUGCAGAGAGAAGAAUUUAGAUUGGACAAAGAUUUAAUGGGUACCAUUGUGAAUAAGCAAAAGUCUGCCCUCUAACCAGGAUUGAAUACUGGGUACUAUUGACUCCUAUAUUAAUAUUUAUACUUAUAAAAAAUUAGACUUGCCACUUGUAAAAUGGAGGUUCACUUGAAAUUACGAAUCCCGUAAAUGUUUGUAAAAAAAUAUCAAUGUUAAUUAAGAUAUUUUUUAUUUUUGAUAUUCAAAUAUUAUAUUAUUGAUAAUAUUAUAUUAUUAAUAUUCAAAUACUAUAAUAUUGGGAAGUGUAUGUAUAUAGUCACACUGUGCUACUAAUUUUUCGUGUAAUGAACUAUUAACCGAUUCCAAUAUUAUUUGAUAACGAUGUACCUUUGUAUUUUUUAUAAAUUGGUAUUUGAAAACCAAUUAUCUAUUUAGAAAACAUAAACUCGCUUUUCUUGGAAAUGUUAAUUUUUUAAGAUUUUUCGACUUUUAAAUAUCGUACGGACAUUUUAUUAAUGUAGAAUCAAAAUUUUAUGUAAUGAAGUAAACUUGUGUAAAAAAUGUUUAAGCAUCCAGGACUAAAUAAUUUGGGGUAUAUUUUGAAGAAAACUCUCCAGUAUUACAGAAAGUUUACUCUUUUUUCAUGGGAGGGAUUUUUUCUUCAAAACUUGCAUCCCUAAAAAAGUUUCAUGAUAAUUUUCAUCUGUUGUCAAAUUUUCGACAAAUAUUUGAUUGAUUUUUAAUUGUUUUCUGAAUAGCAGAUAAAUAUAUUUAUAAGGUUCA